AUGUCAAGCGUGGACAAUAUUACCGCUGAGGAAGCGGAGGGUGGAGACUACGAGAGUGAUCAUAUAUCGCCAUCUCUCUUCCUGUUUGCCAAGUACAUCACCAUAUACCUCCAGCCCGUCAUUUGUACCGCGGGGCUUCUUGGCAAUUUCAUAUCCUUCUGUGUGUUCCUGUCAAAAGGAAUGAGGAAAAUCUCGUCAAACUUAUACCUUGCGGCUUUGUCCGGGAGUGGUUUUGGUUUCAACGUGGUGCUUUUCUUCCAAUGGCUCGAGUUUGUUCACAUCCCAAUUAUUCACAUGCAGGGAUUUUGUCAGGCAAUCGUCUAUCUAGGCUAUAUAUUCAGUUUCCUGUCUGUUUGGCUGAUUGUGUGUAUAACAGUGGAAAAUUACAUCGUUACUUUCCAUUUAUCCAAGGCGGUCAUUUACUGCACGGUCUUUCGUGCUAAAGUUGUGAUUGGAAUCCUGAUUAUGUUUUCUGUGAUACUCUAUAGCGGACAAUUCUGGACGACUAGUGUUAUAGAAGUAUACGAGAACUACACAAUCUGUACCGAAGUGAACGAAUACGCACAACUUAACAGAAUAUAUUACUUCUGGGACACGAUCACAACAAUGGUCCUUCCGAUUAUAAUCACUUCUGUUCUCAUUGUGGCUAUUCUGUCAAGGAAUCUCUUUACAAGCCAAAAUAUUGGUGGUAGAGACAAUUCAAUAUAUAGACGUUUAUCGAAAAAACAGAAAUGCCUUGUUAGGAUAACAAGAGUUCUCCUUGCCAUUUCGCUCACAUUUGUCAUUUUAAGUGGGCCUACCCACGCCAAUAAACUGAGACAUCUAAUUCUUACUGAGCUUAACGGUGCUCAAAGACCAUAUACGUUAUCAGACCGAGUUCUCCAGCAGAUCUUUCAAAUAAUAUACUAUCUUAGUUCGUGCCUUAACAUAGUAUACUACUUGAUUUGGUCUCACAAUUUCCGAAAAGAGAUCAGACGUCUACUGUGCUUGAUACCUGGACAGUCAGAGAGCGGCAUCCGAGGAUUGGAAAAUAGAAGUAAGACGAAGAGUAAUAAUGAAACGAAUCAGAUGGGAAAAGGUGCCAAGAGUGGCUGUCGAACGAUUGUUGACAAGCCAACAAACCCCAAGUCACAAAUAACAAUGCUUUAACUGUCUUGUAAAUGUUUUACGAAAGGGUAAUUAUUGGCUAUAACACGUAUUAGUAUUCGUAUGGGAACAUAAGUAAUAGCUGCUAGACUCAUGAGCCUAGUACUUGAACUUAUACUCGAGCGCUGCGACGCUUUGUACAAUGAUGCCAAGGAAAACGUUCGUUUUUUAGCUUGCGUUUUUAAGAUUGGAAGGGUUUCGUACGAGUGUUAUAUCACGGUUUAACGUAAUAAUUAAGAGACCUAAGUUAUUUAUUUUUACCAUAAGACCUCAUUUUCUCUUCUCACUGAUGAUUAACAAUUUAACUAGUUAUCUUAACAUUCCACCUUAAUAGCUGUUUCAUGUAUUCUCGAAAUAGUAUUUUAUUAGAUUUACAGCUUCUUGUUUUGUAAAAGCCAUGGAGACUAUGAUUGAAUUAGGUAUUGUUAAGUUUCUUAAUUUCUAGAUUAAUAUUCAGCCCAGACUUUCAAUGAUACGUGGUGCUAUUGUAAAUGCAGAUAAGGCAGGCACGUUCGAUGAUAUACACGUAUACUCUUUGUUUGUGUUGUAAUGCCUUAUUAGUCGGCGCCCAGGAGGGAGCCGACUAUAUUUGAUAUUGUCCUAAAUGAAGCUUUACAUUUGGGACCAGUUCAUAAAUUGCAGAAUAAUGCUAUUGGUAUCUUAAGUAAAGUGUGCUCACAAAACAAAAACAUUGUUUACCGUAUUUUAACAAGUAUAUCUUUUUUACAUAUGCAAACUGAACAUGUUUGAAGUAAAUUACAACGUUUUGGUGAUCUUUAUGUAUGUUAUUUCUUCUCUUUUUAUCGCGCCAACUUGAUGCUA
Molecule: messenger RNA, 1968 nt
Organism: Mya arenaria
Lineage: Eukaryota; Metazoa; Mollusca; Bivalvia; Myida; Myidae
Product: somatostatin receptor type 4-like
Exons: 3
Coding region: 1-1149 (382 amino acids)
Biological process (GO): G protein-coupled receptor signaling pathway
Cellular component (GO): plasma membrane
Molecular function (GO): G protein-coupled receptor activity
Source: RefSeq, a predicted model, not a curated record